This is a messenger RNA of Scomber scombrus (Atlantic mackerel), 3143 nucleotides long. RefSeq names its product afadin-like. Gene Ontology annotation, biological process: regulation of protein localization. Gene Ontology annotation, cellular component: adherens junction. Lineage: Eukaryota; Metazoa; Chordata; Actinopteri; Scombriformes; Scombridae. The transcript has 5 exons. The coding region runs from base 1 to 951 and encodes 316 amino acids. Gene Ontology annotation, molecular function: cell adhesion molecule binding. The record is from RefSeq and is a predicted model, not a curated record.
AUGCUUGGGGGGUUGCAGGACGAGGAGAGACGGCGUAAGCAGCAGCUGGAGGAGAUUCGUAAGCGAGAGGCGGAGGAGCGAGCAAAGCAGGAGGAGGAGAGGAGAUGGAGAGAGGAGGAGAGAGCCAAGCGAGAGGCCGAGGAGAAGAGGAGACAGGAGGAGGAGUACUACACUCGCCUGGAAGCUGGGCGGCGCCGGCAGCACGAAGAGGCCGAGAGAAAGCUGCUGACGCCCGACGAGCCCGCCGGUCUGUAUCGGCCCCCACUGCCCCGGGACUACCAACCCCCCGCCCCCCACAACCCUACUAACAACCCCCCGCCACCCCCACAGAGAAACACCUCCUACCUCAAAACCCAGGUUGCCUCCCCCGACACGCUCUACACCGCCAAGUUCGUCUCCUACGCGGGCGACGAGGAUGACGAUGAGGAAGCCACCAAAGCAGCAGUCGGCGGCGGCGGCGGAAUCGGCCAAUCAGGUCAGGUGAAGCUGUCGGCGACGCGGAAGUCGUACGGCGACCUCCCGGCGUCCGCCUCGCCCAAUCACGGCAGGCCUAAGCCGCCGCCCACUGCCCGAAAGCCCCGCCCUCUUUCCGACGGCAUCUUCCUGUCUGCCUCGUUCCAGCCGCCAUUCAACAACAACUCCAACAGUACAGGCCCCCCCCUUCCUGUCAAACCCAGCUCCGUCCCCCCGGGAGGCGUUAAAGGAUUUAACUCGUACACUGGAAACUCAGGAGUUGUAGGAUCAGGAGAAGUCUACAACGACCCGCGGGACAAAUGGGCCAAGAGUCAGGAGCAGGAGAACUCGAUCCCCGGCGGCGGUGGCGGCGCUCCUCCAGAGAGUCUGACGUUUAAGGAGCGCCAGCGUCUCUUCUCUCAGGGGAAGGAAGUUUCCAACAAAGUCAAAGCUUCACGUAAACUCAUGGAGCUGGAGAACGAGCUCAACACCAAGUAGUCAACCUGACCCCCCCCAAAAAAACCUGACCCCCCCCCCACCUCAACCCCGAGCCUUUAAAACCUCCUAACGCCACCUCAACGCUGACAUCACCACGGCGUAACGUUCAGGUGCCGCUGGGACAAAAGAGAACCGGGCUCGUUCCCCCGUUCUCCCGCUGACCGUCUCCUCCUGUUUGUGUCGUUUUUAUUUCACCUUUUUAUUUUUUUAUUUUAAUCAUUGAAUAACUGGACCACCACUCUUUAUUUUUGUUUAUUUUUUUGACGUAGCUAUAUCGCUGCAAAUAGGAGAGAGACAUUUAUGGCUUAAAAAAAAAAAAGAAACAUUUUCUUCCCCUCGUUAUAAAAGUCUGUCAAAGAUUAUAUAAUGAUAAAGCACUGUACAAAAGUUUUAAUUAUUAUCUAGUUUGAGAGGAAUUUGAGAAUCACACUUUUAAGAUAAAUUUGGGGGGGGGGGGGUCUAUUUUUUUGUGUGUAAAAUGGUUCUCGAGGUGGAAGCGAGGGGUGAAAAGGAGAAAAAAAGGUUUAAUGCUCAUUUUAAUUUUUUUAAAUUUUUAUUUUAAAUAUCUUAUUGAAAUAUGAACAAUUUUUAUGAUGUAAUUUUAUUUUAUGCAUUUUUUUCUUUUCUUUUUUUUUUUAUUUCUGCAUCAUGUUUUGUUUUUUUCACUUUUUUUUUUUUCCUUUUUCUUGCCAGCAGAAAUGCCCACGAUUGAGCUCCAGACCAAUCUUUAUUUCUCUAUUCUUUAUUAAUUUUAAUUAUUUUUAAUUAAAUUCUCAGUGAGUGAAAACACUGUUAUAUUUCAUUCCGUAGCAUAAUAAAAAGCAUGGGAUUUUAAUUUUUUUUUUUUGGUGAUGUUUUUUUAGAUAUUAAACUUUGGAGGAUCUUAACAGUCCAGAGAGAAGGAUCUUUUUAUUUCUUUUUUUUUGUUAUUAUAAUUAAAGUGCACAACAUUACUGUAAAUAUUUGGGUCCACAACUGUCUCACUCUUUACUACUGUAGAAACCUGCCAGGCUACUAAAAAUAAACUUCAACACUAAUGUGAUUUAACUGCAUUUUUAUUUUAUUUUAAUGGUGAAAUUCUGCCUAAAAAAACUGAACUAAACUGGACUGUCUCUCCCUCCUCUUCCUCCUCCUCCUCUUCCUCCUCUUCUUCCUCCUCUCUCACUGCUCCUCACCGUCAGUGGAGUUAAUUUUUUUAAAUGUUUUUUUUCAAACUCCCAAAAAAUCGAGGUAAUUGUUUGUUUUAAUGAAUAAAAAUCAACUUUUUUUUCUCUUCUUUUUAAAAAAAAAAAUAUUUGCAGAGUUGUGUGAGAUUUAAUUGAGGUUGAUCGUACUUUAAAAAUUCAAAACUCACUUUUCUUUAACAGAUAUUUAUUUCAAAAAUCUUUUUUGUGGGGAGAAAAAAAACAAAACAAACUUGCACAAAAAUUAACACGUGUUUUUUUUUUUUUAUUAAAUAUGUAUCAGCGAACUGUUUCAGAGAAGUGGAUUCUUUACAUUUGGGACCUCUCGUACUGUGGUAAUAAAUCUGUUGUUUUUUUCCUCUUAUUAAAAAAAGAGACAGAAAAGUGUUUUUGUUUUUUUAACACCAGCUGUGUUGGAGUGGAGGAAUCCAGAUGUUUUAUUCUUUAGGACUGGAGUCAAAAAAAAAAAAAAAGUGAAAGAAUUGUGAUUGUACAAAAAUUAUAUAUAUAUACACACAAUUCCCUUAAAUCACUUAAACCACCAUCAUCAUCAUCACUGCUGCUGCUCUGCUGAUGUAGAAAAGAAAUGCACUUCCAAACCUGCAGUGUGUCCCUUUUUUCUUUUCUUUUUCUUUUUUUAAAUUAAAAGAAAAAAGAAAUAAGUGAUGUUUCAAAUGUUUUAUCUCCUUUUUUCUGCAGUUUGUUUGAGUGACUCCAUCCUGUGUGUGGAUUUAUUAUAUUUUUUUCCCUCCAGGAAACUCCACUUUAAAAAAAUAAAUAAAAUCUUACAUGAUGAUGAUGAUGAUGAUGAUGAUAAGAUGCUGUUAUAAAAACUGACUUGUAAAAAAACAAAACACACACACACACACUACAGACACCUCCCCUUCCUCCUCCUCCUCUUCCUCAACCACAACUCCCUUUUUAGGUUUCAAAAUGAACUGAAUCAUUUAAAUGGUUUCAUGUUUAGCCUUUUGUAAAUCAUUAAUAAAUACAGAUUUUUCAACAGUG